Messenger RNA from Serendipita indica DSM 11827, 594 nucleotides. Lineage: Eukaryota; Fungi; Basidiomycota; Agaricomycetes; Sebacinales; Serendipitaceae. The record is from the annotation of a GenBank genome assembly.
AUGUCUGCUGCUCCUUCAGAACCACAAGUCUUCUUUGCUCGUGCAGUCAUUGCACGACUUGCAGUAUGGCCGGUUCUGCGCGUCGCCGUCGACUCUGGAUGGGGCGGUCCAGAAUCCAAGCAAAAGCGAACAUGGAUGGCGGGUGAGAUCAUCGAUGCGUUUGGCGCAUCAACAGGGGCCGCUUCAGACCCCGACGAGACAUAUAUCGAAGAACUCCUCCUCCAGAUGAUGGCCGACGAGUUUGAUUGCAUGGUCGAAGACUAUAGCGGGGAAGAUGUCGCUCGCGACAUUAUUCGACUACGAGAAGAUUUUAAAAGCAGCAGAAUUGAGGAGAGCAUGAAGCACUGGGAAGAGCGGGAGCGGGCAAUCGGUGGGAAAAAGGUCGAAUACACCUUUACCAAGAAGGGAGACGACACGGAUUGGGUAGACGACGAUGAAGAGGGUUCGGGUGAGGAUGGAGAAGACGAGAACGAGGAGAUGGAGGACGAAGAAGUGCCCCAACUGAUCGAACAUAGCCAAAAGAAAGAACCAGUUAUCGAUGAGGACGGUUUCACGUUGGUUCAAGGCAAGGGAAAGGGCCAGAGACGAGGGUAA